AUCAGCAAACGCACCGUUAACAACGAUCUUCGCGAUUCAGGUGAUUUCAAAUAAAAGAAACACGUAAUUAGGAAACGGUGCUGAUUUUUGGUUUCCGGAAUGACUUAAUUAACCUCGUCGGUGUUGGGAGCGUGACCUUUUCCGAGGGUGGAUAUACUGUUAACGUUUACGUGAAGAAGGAAACUUGUUUCCAUCAUGUGGAAUUUCGGUGUUUUGUUAGUUGGUAUUAGUGUGGUGGUGGUUAGUGCGGGUAUGGAUAUUAUUCCUUCAUCCUCCAUAGUGACGUCAUCACCAAACAUAAGACCCUCCAAUGAAACAGCGACUCCCGUGUCCAAGGACGUAAAUGAAAGGCAAAUCGAAGACACGUCUGCUACGGAUUUUGUAGAUGAGAUGCUCAACCUGUUCGUUCAGUUUGUCAGCAAUGAUAAAGAUGCAAGUUCGAGCGGUCAAGAAGAGUCUAAGCUGGUUAACAAUGCAUCUGAAGGCAGAGGAGUUGGCCGGCUGAAGAAAUUCCUUCUUCCAUUCCUGUUGGGUGUCUCGAUGAAGACGAAAGCUGUGAUCAUAGCGGCCAUCGGGUUCCUGAUGGUUCUCACGAAAAUCACGUUCAUCAAGAGCAAGAUAGCGCUCGUGAUCGGAGUGGGUCUGCUCCUGUACCACCUUUACGUGAAGAAACACGCCAUCCACCACAUCAAGCACGCCCUCCACCACCCGGUGCCGUACGACGUGUCGCCCGCCUGGUCGGCGCCCCUCGCCGCUUGGGCCAUCCCCGAUUGGGGCGCUGCGGCCGCCCUCCCCGCCGCCGGCCACCUCGCCGCCGCCCCCUACGUCCCCCACAUCCUCCGCAAAACUUCCCACGAGCAACCGACCCGCUUCCGCAGAUGAUCAUCCCUCAUGUUCCCGAUUUAGGUUAGGUAAUUUAUUUCUUAGUAAUUAGUCGACUCUGUAAAAUACACCAUCAUUCCUAUCAAAGAAUUUUAUUCCACAAAGUCAUUUUACCCUACCUCAGUAGCACUAACUAUAAAUGUUGGACUCAGAAAGGAAGAAAAAAUCAAAUUGAUAAAAUGUACCAUGUUACCGAA
Molecule: messenger RNA, 1079 nt
Organism: Bemisia tabaci
Lineage: Eukaryota; Metazoa; Arthropoda; Insecta; Hemiptera; Aleyrodidae
Source: RefSeq, a predicted model, not a curated record